AUUUCUUUGUGUCAUUGUUUCUACAGAAGACCCAAUGUAUGGAUCAACAAUAAAGUUAUUGAAGAAAUUGCUUUCCUCUGUGAUGGAGAUGGCCGUGUUGCUCUCAACUGCCUCCAGAUGGCAGUACAAAGUCAAAUACAAAAGAACGAAGUUGACACCACCGAGUAUUCUCCAACCAUCAUCGAUGUUGACUGUGUGAAGGAAAGCCUUGAACGAUCUUGUAUUCUCUACGAUAAAAAGGGUGAAGAACAUUACAACUGUGCAUCGGCAUUGCAAAAAUCCAUCCGUGGAUCUGACCCAGAUGCUGCGCUAUACUGGAUGGCACGGAUGCUCGAAGGAGGUGAGGAUCCACUCUUCAUUGCACGUCGAUUGGUGCGAACUGCUUCAGAAGACAUAGGAUUAGCUGAUCCUCUUGCUUUGACCCAAGCCGUCGCUGCAUUUCAAGCAACCAACUUCAUUGGAAAGCCAGAGUGUGAUGUCAUCUUGGCACAGUGUGCAGUGUAUUUAGCCCGUGCACCGAAAUCCGUUGAAGUGUAUUCUGCAUACACGAAAGCAAAACAAUGCAUUCUUGAACACAGGGGCCCGCUGCCGUCAGUACCUCUCCACUUGAGGAAUGCAACAACUGGCCUCAUGAAAUCUCUUGGUGAGUCGACACAUUUUUACCAGUCAUUGUCAUCAUCAUCGUCGUCGUCGUCGUCAUCAUCAUCAUCAGCACCAUCAUCAUGAUUGUCAUUAUCCUCAUCA
Octopus bimaculoides (California two-spot octopus) is the source of this 744-nucleotide messenger RNA. Its product is annotated as ATPase WRNIP1. Gene Ontology annotation, cellular component: nucleus. Gene Ontology annotation, molecular function: single-stranded DNA helicase activity; ATP hydrolysis activity; ATP binding. Lineage: Eukaryota; Metazoa; Mollusca; Cephalopoda; Octopoda; Octopodidae. Gene Ontology annotation, biological process: DNA repair; DNA-templated DNA replication; DNA synthesis involved in DNA repair. The record is from RefSeq and is a predicted model, not a curated record.